This is a messenger RNA of Drosophila rhopaloa, 3442 nucleotides long. RefSeq lists its product as uncharacterized. The transcript has 9 exons. Gene Ontology annotation, molecular function: beta-tubulin binding; microtubule binding. Lineage: Eukaryota; Metazoa; Arthropoda; Insecta; Diptera; Drosophilidae. The coding region runs from base 81 to 3395 and encodes 1104 amino acids. The record is from RefSeq and is a predicted model, not a curated record.
CAACAUAAAUAUAUAAAACAAAAAAAAAAACAAAAUAUAAAAACUUUGAAAGAGUAUAAUAACACCGCGAUUUUGGCAAAAUGGUUAAGAUGGUUAAGGCAACUGCUCCAACUCGAACCUCCGGUUUGAUAAGUGAAUCCGAAAUGAUGGAAGAGCAAAAAAAGUAUACCAUCCGUCUGCAAGAUAUUUCUGCUGCUUGUGCCAUAUUCAGAAAGGCACUUGAUCAGUUUAGGGAUCUCGAGGAAGAACGGACGAGACAAGAUCGUUGGGAUCAGUUUGUUCGUUGUGAUGGAUUGCCCAAGGCCCGAUCACCAAUCGAAAUCCGAUCUUUCUUGGCCAAGAUUCGUCACUAUGAAGAUAUCGAAGCCAAUAAUUCGAUUGAUUGGACUUUGGCGGUUGAUGAGCGUAGUAUUCUCACCCAAAAUAUUUUCCACAAGGAUCUAACGCGAUCGACCUUGGAGAAACAGAUUGUCGAUAAUCCAGGGUCCUAUUUUGAAAAAAAUAUAAGGAAUUGUCUGGAAGUUUUGCGGCAGAUUGAUGCUCUGAUGGACAACGAGGUGGAAAUGGAGCGCAUAAAUAAGAAUGUACAGAUUGAUAUUUUGGAGGUCUACACAGAUGUGCAACGAGAAGUCGAAAGCCUUUUUGAUCGUCUUACUUAUCGGAUUUUAAGCGUGCAAAAAACCUACAUGGAAUCCACCAAUGGGGUAGUGGCUACGUGGAGCUACUUAAGCGAUACAUGGGGCUUGGAUCUCUGGGGUCUUUUGAACGUUCCCAUUAUCUUUAAGCAAUUGGAAGUCCCAGCUAUGUUGGCUGAUUUUAAAGUCACCGGCGUUCAGGCUCAAAUACCACUGAGUAUCCUGUGCGAUUGCCUUACUGUCCGCUGUGUCCACACCACCUUUGACCACCAUUCAGAGGACGCGAAGAGCUUCGAGCCACCGAUCGUUGAAUCUGUCUUCGUUCCCAGUGCUGGAAUCACAGAUAUGGAAGAGUCGAUGGUUGGUGAGUGGCUGAUGCAGCAGGACUUACAAGUGGAAACCCUGGAUGCCAUGAAUCGAAAACGGGAGGAGUACGAGGAACUAAUGCAGCUCAUUGCCGAGCGGACCGAACAGGCUGCCAAGGAGGCAAAAGCCGGUAAGAGCGCCGAUGGUACAAAGCGCAUAAAGAUAGUCAUUCCGAGGACUCCGAAGACGGUGCCCCUGGUGCCGCAAGGAAUGUUUCCCGAAAUUUAUAAUGACUUUCUGAUUCGUGAGCAGGCUCAGUUCAAUAAGUUUGUGGACAACUACUUUCAUCCAAAUCAUCUUAACAUGCGGGUCGAGGAGAUAAAUCUGCGCGAAUAUAUCAUCAUUGGUGGAAUCUAUAAUAUUACCUUCGUGCGGCGACCUGACCAAACACAUUUCGAGAAGUUUAACAUUAUUCUGCACGAGGAUGGCCGUGUCUUAAAGAUCAUACCCGAUGUGGUGGUGAAAGCUGAAAAGGACUUUCGCGGCAGCUCACGAGUUUCCGAUUUCACCAGGAUGACAAUGAACGACACCAUGAUGAAGCUGGAGGAUGAUGAGCUGCCGUACUUCGUCGUUACCGUGAAGUUGCCGCCAGAUCUCUGCAGGUGGGGCAAGCCCGAGGUCUGUCAUUAUUUGAGGGAGAUAGAGACACCGCCCGAGCCUUUGGAGAGGCGAACCACCAUAUCGCUCAAUUUAGUUGACACCCAACGAAUAUCAUCUGAAAUAGCCCAAAGGGAAGGCAGCUUGAUGCGAUCCACAGUGGGCAAUCAGUUUAAUCCAACUAUCAAAUCAAUCCUAAAGCAGAGUACGGUCUAUGCACCCAUUCCUGAGAAAGGGUUACCCAUUAAAGAUUUUAAGCUGGAGAAAACUUUAAAUAAGAUAGAAGUGAUGAACCUGAAAGACAUUUGUUUGCCGCGCAUAAUCUCUUCAUUUAAGUUUCCAAGCGAAUUUAUGGCAGAACAAAGUCUGUCAGAUGCUCAAAAGUCUAAAUCAAACCGCUUGAUAAAAAGGGUUGAAACUGAAAUGGUGGCGGAAGUUGAUCGGCCAUCGCAAUAUUUCGAUUAUAAUAUGCAGCAAGGACCAGAAAGGAUGUUUCCCGUUUUUGAGAUGGUAGCUCCUGUAGAAUUUACUUCUGAGGAUUAUUCGACCCCCAUCGAUUCUUUAGACACAGCAACAGCAUGUGGGCUUUUAUCCACAUUGGAUACCAUUAAAGAAAAGUAUUUGCAGAAGUCGCGACCACUGCUAGAUCAAGUCCAAAUCAUGCCAAAGAAGUUUGAGAAAAGGUUCGAAAAACAACAAGACAUCCGACUAAGUACCUAUAGUAUAAAGACUAGAAUGUCUGUUCCAGAGACAAAAGAUAGGAAAAGUGUUGCUGACAGAAAAAGUUUUGGAGACGCGAAUGUUAAAAAAAGUUUUUCAGAUUUUAUGUUUGGAAAGAGUGGUUCAGAACAUACAUUUCCCAUUGAGAGUGGUCAAGAGCAUAAGAGAGCCAGAAGGAGUGGAUCUCUUAAGCGACGAUCGACGAGAAAGAGUGGAAAGCUGGAGGAAAUCGUUAUUGAACCCCAAGAAAAGGAAGCGCCCAUAUUACUCAAUCACUGGACGAAACAGUACAUAUUUGAAUCUUCGAUAGACCCCAAGACCAACACACUAACCUUUAGAACCGACCGUCUGGGGAUGUUUGGAUUGGCCUUUAAGCGGUACGAGCACUUUCCAUUCAGUGAGUGGUGUCUGCAGCCCAAUGAUGAUAAUCCAGAUGAAAUUAUUUUAAGCCUCGAUACAUUUCAUGUUCGAAUGAUCUUCUACAUCUCAUCCCAGGGAGUACGGGGUUAUGUAACCGAUCUGAGCAAGGGAUACACGGCCAAGCCAGUAAAGUAUCUGGAGAUUGUGGAGCCAAUCUCCGAUUUUCGGGAAUUGCGAAAGUUACUUGUGGAAAAGAAUUUAAACAUCUUUGCGCAGCACGAUGCCUGCUAUUAUAUAACAAAUGGUUACUUCUCCAUUAAGCACGUGGCCACUGAGCUCCACACCUACAAUACCAUGGCCAUGCAAUGCAAGCAGAUGAAAUUCUAUCGAUCCAGUUGGAAUCGUCUCGCCCAACGCCGCGACAUCAUCAUGGACAUGAAGAUUGCAAAGGACAACUCUGAAUUCUCCGAAGUCACAAUGCGUAUUACACCCGAGAAAACUACGUUUGUCAAGAUCACGGAGAUAUGUUCGGAUGACAUAAAUGUAGUCAAGCUGCGUUACGAGGAAACUUGGAGGAACGUUAACCACUAUAAUGAUUUUAGUCAGGCCAUCUAUUCGAUGAACCCACAUGCCCUGGAGGGUUGCAAUAAAGAAGCAAUGCUUUUCGUCUACAUUAAAAGGCUUCUCAAUGAAAUUCGUCCUUUAAGUUUCUCCUAAGUUGUCGGUACUUGUGUAUAAAUUUUGCAUUAAUUCAUAUCAUAGCA